Messenger RNA from Myiozetetes cayanensis, 2638 nucleotides. RefSeq names its product arrestin domain containing 2 (gene ARRDC2). The coding region runs from base 60 to 1277 and encodes 405 amino acids. Gene Ontology annotation, cellular component: cytoplasm; plasma membrane. Gene Ontology annotation, biological process: protein transport. NCBI's taxonomy places the organism in Eukaryota, Metazoa, Chordata, Aves, Passeriformes, Tyrannidae. The record is from RefSeq and is a predicted model, not a curated record. The transcript has 8 exons.
AGCCGCAUCGCGCCGGUUCUGGGCUGAGCUGAGCUGAGCUGAGCCGCGCUCGCCUCGCCAUGAUUUUCGAUCGCCUCAAACGCUUCUCCAUCGUGCUGGAGGGCGCGGAGCGGGACGGCCCGGCCGCCUUCAGCCCCGGGCAGGCGGUGUCGGGCCGCGUGGUGCUGGAGCUGGCGGCGGCCGCCCGGCUCGGCGCCCUCAGGCUGCGGGCGAUGGGCGCUGCCCGCGUCCACUGGACCGAGUCCCGCAGCGCCGGCUCCAGCACCGCCUACACGCAGAGCUACAGCGACCAGGUGGAGUUCCUGAGCCACCGCGACACGCUGCUGGCACCCCCAGACAAUGGUGAAUCCACCGUCCUGCAGGCAGGAAGGCACGAGUUCCCCUUCACCUUCCAGCUCCCCGAGACCCUGGUCACCUCCUUCGAGGGGAAGCACGGCAGUGUGCGCUACUGGGUGAAAGCCAAGCUGCACAGACCCUGGGCCACAGUGAAGAAGGCAAAGAGGGAGUUCACUGUGAUUGAACCCAUUGACAUCAACACCCCUGCGCUGCUGGCUCCCCAGGCAGGUGCUAAGGAGAAACUUGCUCGUGCCUGGUACUGCAAUCGUGGCCAGGUGUCUGUGACUGCCAAGAUUGACCGAAAAGGCUACACCCCAGGUGAGGUCAUCCCUAUCUUUGCUGAGAUCGACAACUGCACGAGCCGGGCCGUGGUGCCCAAGGCGGCCAUAAUCCAGACCCAGACCUUCAUCGCUCGGGGCACCAAGAAGCAGAAGAGGUCGGUGGUGACCAGCAUCACUGGGGAUUCCAUUCCAGCAGGGAAGCGGGAAGUGUGGCACGGGCGGGCCCUCAAGAUCCCGCCGGUGGGGCCUUCCAUCCUCCAGUGCCGCAUCCUCCAGGUGGAAUAUUCCCUGAAGGUUUGUGUGGAUAUUCCUGGGACGUCCAAGUUGCUCCUCGAACUGCCUCUUGUCAUUGGGACCAUCCCGUUGCAUCCGUUCGGGAGCCGCACGUCCAGUGUCAGCAGCCAGUACAGUGUCAACCUGGACUGGCUGAGCACCAUCCUGGAGCAGCCAGAGGCCCCCCCUGAGUACUCAGCAGUCGUGUCCAGCCCCGAGGCCGAGCAGAGCCUGGCCCCGCCGUGCCGCAGCGAGCUCGGGGACAUCCUGGAAGGUCCCUUCUUCGCCUACAUCCAGGAAUUCCGCCUCCGACCUCCUCCUCUGUAUUCAGAGGUUGAUCCCAACCCCCCGUCCGACGGCAUCCGCCCGCGCUGCAUGACCUGCUGAGGGAAGCGCGUCGGACACGGCUGACAGUGUGGUGCUCCCUUGGGAUGGGAGCUUGCACGCCCUCAACAGCACUUCAGGCUGGAAAUGGGGAUGUGGUGUCCGUGAGACCGGGAGCUCUGCAGUGCCAAGACCCUGGCCCUGCUCACCGACCUCGGCUGCUGCUGUCGUGACUGCCCCACAGACCCACACCCGGCGCCUGUGCCGUGGCCUCGGGCGUGGGGGGAGAACAGGAGGGACCUGGCACUGUGGAGCAGCUCUCUGUGUGGCUGGGCAGGACGUGGAGGGUUUCAUAACUGCCCUGGGAUUUUGGGGUUGGAGCAGGGAACACCCGGCAUGAGCCAGGACUGCUCUCCCCUCGCCUGCAGUGCCGAGCUCCGACAGCUCCUGUGUGAAAAACGUGGAAAACGGGAGCUUGGAGGCGUUUCUCAGGAUUAUGGAGGAUGUUUUGGUGUUGCUCAGGGUUGAGCCCUGGGGCGAUGCGGGUGCAGCCCUUUGCCUGCAGGUCCCUGAGGAAGCCAAAGGCCUUUUUCUGGCCAGAUGAAGCAGAGGCUUUGGUUGCUGCUGAUAAUUCUUGCCACAAGCCUGUGGGUGCCUGCGGGGGGGAAAUGGUUUUGAGCUACUCACCCAAAAUGUAAGGGCUUCCAAGGGCUGUUACCAGGACUUGGGGGAUGAAUUUAUGAUCUGUGGCAGCGUUUUGGUGUCAUUUACCAAGAACAGGAAGGCUGUUUCCCGUGUGUCAGCACCAAACCUGUGCACUGUGCUGGUACCUCCCCUGGAAAACCAGCCCCCAAACUGUGCUACCACCAUGGGGGCUUGCAGCUGUGGCUGGUGGCCUAGGAAAAGAGAAAAAAGCCUAAUCUAAGGUUGGUGGCAGCCACAGAUGCUGAUGGGAGAUGAUGUGGACUUGGAAUGAAUCUUUCAGGGCCAGGAGUCCUGCUCAAAUGGGCUUGAUCCUGUGCCCAUAGAAGGAUCGGUGGCCGUGGUGGGACGAGGACACAGCAGCAACCUGUGCUCCCUGGGGUGGGAACUGCUGUGGAACUGGUGAGCUGGAUGUUGCAGCAGUGAGUGUGUGUGGCAGGGGGUGACCCUGCUCGCUCCAGGGUGACCUGAGCAGAGUUUGGGGGCCGAGGACCUUUGUAUUCCCUCACUGAGACAAUCCUUGGCCGUGCACAUCCAAAGCCAGCGUGCCUUGGGCUCUGCACCGGGGCUGCCUCUGCUCGCUGGGGUUGCUCAGAUGAGUCUUUUCUAUCUGAACACUUUUGUAAUGACCACUCUUGUCUCUACUUGUUUUGUAUGACUUUUUUUUUUUUUUUUUUGUGGGGAAUUUUUGUCUGAAAUAAAUUCCUUAACUAUUGCCUGGA